Molecule: messenger RNA, 927 nt
Organism: Penaeus monodon (black tiger shrimp)
Lineage: Eukaryota; Metazoa; Arthropoda; Malacostraca; Decapoda; Penaeidae
Product: keratin, type II cytoskeletal 1-like
Exons: 2
Coding region: 1-927 (308 amino acids)
Source: RefSeq, a predicted model, not a curated record
AUGAAGUUCUUGAUAAUUUCUUUGGCUGUGGUCGCUACGUCUAUCGCCGACCGUCAAGGCUAUAACCUAGCAACACCCUCCGGAAGAGGAUUCUCACAUGGCGCUCAAGGUGGAGGAGGAGGAUCCUUCGGCGGUGGAGGCGGAGGAUUCUCUGGAGGAAAUGGAUUCUCAGGCGGUGGAGGUGGAUUUUCAGGCAGUGGAGGAAAUGGAUUCUCAAGUGUCGGAGGUUCUUCAUCUGGACAAGGUUAUGGGGGCGGAGGAUCCGGAGGAGCCUGCAGAGAAGGAGAGAUCCUGCACGUAGAUGGAUCAUGCGUCGUUCCCAUCGUUUCAAGAAAUGUGUUCGUUUAUAAUGCUCCCGAACAGCCUCAAGGGGAAAGCGGGCCGCCACCAAGUAUUCCCCCACCGAGGGUUGAUCACAAUAUUCUGUUCGUACGCAUUCCUGAAGAAGGUCCAGGACCAGAACCUAUCAUCGUUCCACCACCAAGACAGGAAAGCAUUGUGUACGUCCUGAACAAGAGCGGAGGUGACGGAGGACAACGCGUGAUCGAGGUGACAGCUGCUCCUCCUUCAAAUCCUGAGGUAUAUUUCGUCAACUACGAAGAGGGAGAAAAUCCAACACUUCCUAUUGGAGUGGAUCUUCAGACUGCUCUCCAGGCAGCUGCUGAAGCAGGCGGUCAGGUCAUUGGAGGUUCCAGUGGGGGUGGAGGAGGAAUUGGCGGUGGUUUUGGAGGCAGUUCCGGUGGUGCUGGAGGAUUUGGUGGUAGCGGAAGGGGAGCUGGUGGUUUUGGUGACAGUGGAGGAGCUGGUGGUUUUGGUGGAAAUAGCGCUGGCGAUCUUGGUGGGAGUGGCAUUAGCGCUGGUGGUUUUGGUGGCAGUACAGAUAGCGGAAGGGGUUCAGGCCGUGGUCUGUAUGGUCCUCCAUCUUAA